AUGGAAAGUGAGAAUACGUCAUAUUGUCGAUUGUGCGCAGAACUAAAAUCCUUCACAAAUAUGAUUAACUUUCAAAGCGACGAAGCAAAAUCGCACAAAAUAAUUGAGAAAUUAUCUCGUUUGAAUAUUAUGUAUGACGAUUUCACUAAUCCUGAUCCCGACCAACCAAAAACUAUAUGCUUUUCAUGUAUAGAAAAUCUUAACAUAGCCUAUGAAUUUGUAGUUAGAGUAGACAGAGCCCAGAGUGUUUUAUCUAAUAUAGUUAAUAAUGAAUUAAAAAAGGAACAUUGUUCUUCAGAAGACGAUCAACAAAAUGAUAUGGUAGAUAGCAAAUCAGAUAGCAGCAUAUAUAUGAAAGAAGAAUUUGAUUCUCAAUCCUACAACUGUUUGUAUCAAUCAGUGGACUCUAAAAACUGCAAAAAACCUUGCACGAGCAAUGUCAACAAUAAUGAACUAAUUUUGGAUAUUCUUCCUCCUUUGAAAUGUAUAAAAUCAACUUGGAGUGAUUAUCUUUGGACUUGUGCAUAUUGUGAAACACAGUUUGCCACUGUAGAGGAAUUAAAAGUUCAUUCCAUGCAAUAUCAUCAGUGCUGUAAUGCAUUUAGAUGCAACGACUCACCAGUUACAUUCGCAUAUUAA
Parnassius mnemosyne (clouded apollo) is the source of this 639-nucleotide messenger RNA. The record is from the annotation of a GenBank genome assembly. NCBI's taxonomy places the organism in Eukaryota, Metazoa, Arthropoda, Insecta, Lepidoptera, Papilionidae.